This is a messenger RNA of Capsella rubella, 1220 nucleotides long. RefSeq lists its product as uncharacterized. The coding region runs from base 60 to 881 and encodes 273 amino acids. The transcript has 8 exons. The record is from RefSeq and is a predicted model, not a curated record. NCBI's taxonomy places the organism in Eukaryota, Viridiplantae, Streptophyta, Magnoliopsida, Brassicales, Brassicaceae.
CAGGUUCCUCCAGAUCUGGGAAUCCAGCUCGGCUGCCCUUAUCAUCUCCAAUUGGUAAAAUGAAUCAAAUCAAUUUGCCAUUCCAAGUUGGUCAAAUUGUCGAGGCAAAAUCCUUUAUCAUAGGAUACCGCGGAGCUUGGUUCCGAUGCAAGAUAUUGGAUAUAACCAACGAAAAUGGAGAACUAAGGUAUAAGCUAAAGUAUCUUGAUUUUCCAGACGAAAAGGUAGAUAAUGCGCUAGUCUUUGAAACGCCUGAAGGGGAAACAGAGAGUCACCUAAUGGUUCGUCCCAAAUAUCCGCCACAUUACCAUGAAAGCGAUUACCUUAAUCUCAAGGGUGACGACACAGAACCUCUCGUCGUCGUUCAUGAUUCUUGGAAAGCUGGAGAUUUAGUUGAUUGGUGGAAAGAGAAAGUUUUCUGGUCUGGAGAAAUUGUGGCGAUGAAGGGUAAGAAAUUUUGUCAGAUUGAGUUGCUUCCUGAACCAGAGGGUGAAGGAGAGAUUUAUCAAUGUUUGUUUAAAAAUUUGCGUCCACGGUUGGAUUGGUCUGUCGAAGAUGGCUGGAAAGUUCCUAGUACUGUGGAUGGGCAGAAGUGUGCUAAGCUUGUGAAACUUAAGAAUGAAGAUGAAGAAAUUGAAGAUGUUUGCGAAACCGAAGAAGAGCAAACAAAGAACGACACACAAGAAGAUAAAGGCGAUGGAAGUCUUAAACUAAACAUCAUGGAAUCAGAUUCCAUUGAAGCUCCUAUUCUGGACUUGGAAGAGCUUAUUGUUCGACUUGGGUGGCUAAAAGCCAAAUUGAAUCCGGAUCUUGGAGAAGGUGCAAAAACUUAUUGGAAGUAUGAAGAUCACCGCCCCUCUUCAUCGGGAAGAAGAAACUGAAGUUGUUAAUGAAGAAAGAGGUUUUCCGGAAGAUGAAGAAUGGAGGAGUAAAACAGGAAAGAGACGUAUGCAAGUAAGAGAAGCCAAGUAUAUGAGUAGGUUUUGUGCAAGUAAGAGAAGACAAGUAUAUGAGUAGGUUUUGUGCAAGUAAGAGAAGCCAAGUGUAUGAGUAGGUUGAUAUAAUGAAGGUGCAAGAUACCUUAGAAUGCUUUAAAACUAGUUUCGAGUUUUGUACAUGUUUUAGCUGCUUGACCUAUUGUAACUGCUUCGUAAACUAUUGACCUUGUUUCCUUUGAUUCUUAGAGAUCACUGUUACUAACCGUAGAGGUUUGAACAACA